Messenger RNA from Emiliania huxleyi CCMP1516, 312 nucleotides. RefSeq lists its product as hypothetical. The transcript has a single exon. The record is from RefSeq and is a predicted model, not a curated record. Gene Ontology annotation, biological process: protein ubiquitination. NCBI's taxonomy places the organism in Eukaryota, Haptophyta, Isochrysidales, Noelaerhabdaceae. The coding region runs from base 1 to 312 and encodes 103 amino acids. Gene Ontology annotation, molecular function: ubiquitin-protein transferase activity.
AUGGAGGCCCCGGCGGUGGAACCGCUGCAGCACGCGGCGGCCGCCCUCACGGAGCUGGUAGACGAGGCUGCUCCGCCAUCCACUCGACCCUCGGACAUCCCCGAGGCCUUCCUCUGCCCGAUCACCUUCGCGCUGAUGGACGAUCCGGUCGUGAUGAUGGACGGGAUGACGUACGAGCGCCGCGCCAUCGAGAGGUGGUUGAGCAAAGGCCACACGACCUCGCCGCUCACUGGUGCGGAGCUCCAGUCGACCGUGCUCAUCCCAAACAACCUCGUGCGCAGCCAGAUCCGGGAGUAUCGGGCGCAGCAAUAA